AAAUGAUCCUACGGAAGAAUAAAUAAAUAGUUAGAUGUUCUCCAGCGGUCAAAUAGUCAGGCUGAAAAAGCGGGUUUGUUUGCCAAGAUUAACAGAAACAUCUCACAUUUAGCUAAAGAGAGGAAAAAACAAGUGCAGAACGCGGUGGAAGUUACAAAGGGAAAUCGUCCGGAAGCCACAAUGGAAAAAGUUGGUGAAAUUCUGAAUGACACAAGAAAUCGCGUUAUUGACAAUAACUCAAGUGCAAAAAAUACAACAUUGCCAAGUGUCUAUCCAGAAGAUUCAUUAUUAGCGGCAAUUUUCAAAUGCUUGGCUUACAGCUUGAUAGUUGUUUUUUCUGUCACUGGUAACUCUCUGGUCAUAGCAGCUUUCAAGCUCAAUGUCGACAGGAAACUUCGCACUGUUAAUAAUAUGUUCAUUGUGAGCAUGGCUGCCGGAGACUUGCUCCUCACAGUGGCAAGUACACCAGAGCGAAUCACAAGAAUUCUGGCUGAUGACCAGUGGAUUAUUGAAGGGAACUGGGGAGUAUUCCUGUGCAAGACGAGUAAUUAUUUGGAAAAGCUUUUCAUGAAUGUUUCAGUGAUACAUCUAGCGAUGAUUGCAAUAGAUCGCUUUCUAGUUGUGUACUUUCCCCACAAGAAGAUUAUCACAGCGACAAGAGCCCGUGUUAUCAUUGCCAUCGCUUGGUUAGGAUCCGCUCUUUACUGUGUCCCUUUGUUUUAUUACGCCAACUUGCUGGAGGAACACGGAAAAAUUUACUGUAAAACGCGACAGUUUUUCAAUAAUUGGAGAGUUUGGUAUUUGUUCUUCCUGUCACUGAUUGUAUUAACACUGUUGUUUGUAGUAACAUUGUACGCGGCGAUUAUCAUUCGACUUUGGUGUGGGAAAACGACCGAGAUCGUGCAAACCCCUAUAAAACGCCGUGUAAGUGCGCGAGUUAACAGGCGUGUUCUCAAAAUGGUGGCCAUGAUAGUGAUUGCCUUUUAUUGCUGUAUUCUUCCUUAUUGGGUCGGUUGGGUGUUUUGCUCAUACCAUCGCAGUGAGCUCAUUUGUAAUGAUACCUAUGUAUUUGUUGCAAUUUUCCUCAUGUAUGCAAAUAGUGCGGUUAAUCCGGUCAUUUAUGCCUUUUUCAAUGAUACCUUCAGAGUUGGUUUUCGAUUUAUCAUGAAGACGUCCAGAAGAUGUUGUUUUAGCUCUAAGAACUUGAGUACGGAUACGGCACAAGAUGAAUUUAUAGGAAGAAACCGGAGCAGUAGAAAAUCAAGCGAAAUCCCAUGCCAAGAACUAAAAGAACUUAAUUCUAAAAAACAUUCAUGCAUAUAUGUUUAGGGCCGACUUAGAAGUCUUCCUAUUCCGGUACAAUAGAUGAAAGUUGUUAAAGCAUUGAUUCAUUUACCUGGAGAAAGAUUUUUUCAGGUUCAUGAUUAUUGAGAAACAUGUGUUUUGAAAGAGCACUCAGAGAAAGCCAAAAUGUUUUCUUUUUUCGCGAAUUCUGGGUCUGAACGAUUAAAUGAAGCCGAAUAUCA
Pocillopora damicornis (cauliflower coral) is the source of this 1526-nucleotide messenger RNA. RefSeq names its product QRFP-like peptide receptor. Gene Ontology annotation, biological process: G protein-coupled receptor signaling pathway. The record is from RefSeq and is a predicted model, not a curated record. Lineage: Eukaryota; Metazoa; Cnidaria; Anthozoa; Scleractinia; Pocilloporidae. Gene Ontology annotation, molecular function: G protein-coupled receptor activity. Gene Ontology annotation, cellular component: plasma membrane.